AUGCCUGCCGCCCCUCCCACCCACCGCGACCUAGCCCCCUUUAUAGAGGAAGGCGAAGUCAGCGCCAUCGUGUGCGAUAAUGGAUCCGGCAUGGUAAAGGCCGGCUUCGCCGGCGACGACGCCCCGCGAUCAGUGUUCCCCUCCAUCGUCGGUCGCCCCCGGCACCAGGGGGUCAUGGUCGGCAUGGGCCAGAAGGACGCAUACGUCGGCGACGAGGCGCAGUCCAAGCGUGGCAUCCUGACCCUGAAGUACCCCAUCGAGCACGGGAUCGUGACCAACUGGGACGACAUGGAGAAGAUCUGGCACCACACCUUCUACAACGAGCUGCGCGUGGCCCCCGAGGAGCACCCUGUGCUGCUAACGGAGGCGCCGCUGAACCCCAAGGCCAACCGCGAGAAGAUGACGCAGAUCAUGUUUGAGGUGUUCAACGUCCCGGCCAUGUACGUCGCCAUCCAGGCGGUGCUGUCCCUGUACGCCUCAGGCCGCACCACCGGCAUCGUGCUGGACUCCGGCGACGGCGUGUCCCACACCGUGCCCAUCUACGAGGGCUACGCGCUGCCCCACGCCAUUCAGCGUCUGGACCUGGCCGGCCGCGACCUCACCGACUACAUGAUGAAGAUCCUGACCGAGCGCGGGUACAGCUUCACCACCACCGCCGAGCGCGAGAUUGUGCGCGACAUCAAGGAGAAGCUGGGCUACGUGGCGCUGGACUACGAGCAGGAGCUGGCCACGGCGGCAGGCUCCUCCACGCUGGAGAAGACGUACGAGCUGCCCGACGGCCAGGUCAUCACCCUGGGUUCCGAGCGCUUCCGCUGCCCGGAGGUGGUGUUCCAGCCGGGCAUGAUUGGCGUGGAGGGCCCCGGAAUCCACGAGACCACCUUCAACUCGGUGAUGAAGUGCGACGUGGACAUCCGUAAGGACCUGUACGGCAACAUUGUCAUGAGCGGCGGCACCACCAUGUUCCCAGGCAUCGCGGAUCGCAUGUCGCGCGAAAUCACCGCGUUGGCCCCCUCCAGCAUGAAGAUCAAGGUGGUGGCGCCCCCGGAGCGCAAGUACAGCGUCUGGAUUGGCGGCUCCAUCCUGUCCUCCCUGUCCACCUUCCAGCAGAUGUGGAUCGCCAAGAGCGAGUACGAUGAGAGCGGGCCCUCCAUCGUGCACCGCAAGUGCUUCUGA
Messenger RNA from Auxenochlorella protothecoides, 1173 nucleotides. Its product is annotated as Actin. The record is from RefSeq and is a predicted model, not a curated record. Lineage: Eukaryota; Viridiplantae; Chlorophyta; Trebouxiophyceae; Chlorellales; Chlorellaceae. The transcript is spliced from 4 exons. Bases 1 to 1173 code for a protein of 390 amino acids.